AUGGGCAUUCGAGGUUUACAAACGUUUAUUGAAGAAAAAUUAAGUUUACUUAAUCGAUUUGAAUUACACAAUUGUAAUGUGUUACUUGAUGGUAAUUCAAUUUACCAUCAAAUGUAUAAAGAAUGCCAUUUAACUUGUUUAUUUGGCGGUGAAUACGAUAAAUUUUAUCAUUAUUGUAAACAAUUAUUUGAAUCAUUUCGUAUCUGUGAUAUAAAUGCCAUUGUUGUGUUUGAUGGUGCUCGAUUGGACAGUCGAAAAUUAUCUACAGUACUCGAACGAUCACAACGACGCGUUGAUUAUUCAACAAGAACCAGUGUCAAUAUCGAUUUAAGUCCAUUAUUAUUACGACAAGCAUUUAUCAAUGUACUCGAUGCCAUGAAUAUUCCAUAUAUAUCAGCAUUGGGUGAAGGUGAUGACGAAUCUGUAUCAUUAGCGAAUCAUCUGGAUUGCUAUUUGAUAGCGCGUGAUAGCGACUAUUAUUGUUAUAAUCUUUCUAAAGGUUAUAUUCCAUUUGAUUAUAUUGAUAUCAAUCCAAUUGAAAAAGAUUCAUAUCAUUAUUUAUCAGCUCAAUUAUUUACCAUAGAUACUUUACUUGAAAGUUUUGUUGGUUUAAAUUCUGCUACGCUUUCACUUGCUUGUUGUUUAUGUGGCAAUGAUUAUAUCAAUGGAAGUAUAACUGAUCCAAUGUUCAAUCAUAUUAUGGCGAAUGUAGCCAAAUCACGUGUAUAUAAAAUUAGUAAAUAUAAUCGUACUAAACAUUGGUAUGCAAUGGAAUGGAUGAAACAAUUUGAUGAUAUUGAUACUGCAAUAGAAAACUUACUUUUGCCAAUUGAUAAAACAUUAAGAAAGAAAAUUGAAAUGAAAAUGCGACUUGCAAUUCAAUCGUAUUUGAAUCCGACCGAUACACUUAUUUAUCGUUUUGCAUCGUCGACCAAUGGAAAUCUUUUGAAAAAUUCUCAUUUUGUUAAAUUAGCUCGAGAUUAUCUUGAUACAAUCAAUAUGAAUGACGGACAAAUUCAAAUUCAAAUUGACAAAGAUUUAUCCGAAAUAAAAAGCAAACAUAAUCAGCCGGUACCAAAAUUUUUACUUCAUAAUUUAACAGAUCUUCAAUUAUCAGUAACAUUUAUUGAAAUGCUAAUUCAUCGUCAUUUCAUUUGUUCGGCACAUAUUGAAAUUGAACAGGAACCAUCGAUAUAUGUGGAUGCAAUACCAACUAUGUUACCAUGUCUAGCAAGUUUAAUUAAAUGGGAUAAUCCAGAAUGUGAUGAAUAUGCUAUUAUUUAUCACCGUGUUCUGAAGCAACUUAAACCAGUUGCUUAUGAAAUCACUGAAAUUGAUAAUGCUCUCGAUCUUAAUCGUUUGAAUUCUUUAUCAUUUAUUGAACGUCAAGAUUUUGUUUUGAAAUGCUUAAAAACUUCAUUGGCAGACCUACAAACAUACAAUCAUAUUCAUAGGGAUUAUCAUUUUUGGUUAAUGUGCAUCCGAUAUUGGUAUUCCAUUCGUAAUCUUGCGCCUGUUUAUCUCUAUGCUAUAAUUGUUUCAUUAAUAAAAUCUAUUCAUUUAUUUGACACCGAUCAUUUUCAAUCGGAAGAUAUUAAACCCUUAUCAAUAUCAGUAGACGAUAAUAGAAAUCAUACACAAAUUGAACCUGAAAUACGUCGUUCAAUAGGUUUAAAAUUAAAAGCUAUGUCAAGAAAAGUAUUUGGUUUGAAAAAAUUCGAUUGCAGUAUUAUACAUGAAUUUAAUUGUUUACAAACAAUAUAUAUGUUUAGUAUGUAUGCUAAUGAAUUUUUCAAUCGGCCAUUCGUCUAUAAAAUUUAUCCACAUCAAUUUUUAUGUGGAUCAUUUUUCUAUGCUUUUGUUGAAAGCUAUGAAACAACGCGAAAUUUACCGGCUGCUUUAAGUAGUCUAUUCCAAAAUGAAAGCAAAAUUUUAACGAUUAUUAAUGAUCUAUUCAUGGCAAUUACGUUAGAUACUGGUUUUUAG
Rotaria socialis is the source of this 1986-nucleotide messenger RNA. The record is from the annotation of a GenBank genome assembly. Lineage: Eukaryota; Metazoa; Rotifera; Eurotatoria; Philodinida; Philodinidae.